ACAAGGCAGUGAGCCCUGUGAACUGCUGGCGCUGGCCGUGGCAUCGCUGUGGGACCCGUGGACUUACGAGACGUAGUCUCUCCGCAACCUGCCGUAACAGCUGUCUGUUUUCUUUGUUUACACGCACCAACUGGCUUCAGGCGGGAGGUUGUUGUUCUUUUCCUUGUGCCGUUUCACAAUAACUGAAGCAUUGUUUAGAAUUAGAUCUAUAUUAUAAAGUUUUCCAAUUUGAGGCGAAGGAGAAAUUCGUGGACAGAGAGCUGCCAGUGUUAUUCUGUUGAGGUUGGACAUAUUAUUAUUAUUAUUACUUGUAGUAUUACUGUUUUGAUAAAGGACGAACUAGAUUCGUGAUCAGAUCCUUAGCUGCUCCAAGAUAAGUGUGCAGUUCAUUGUGGAACUGACGACAGCCCCUUGAAAAAAAAAGCUAAGGCACGACAAAACAGUCGACAGGGGACAACGCCUGAUGUCUUCCGUCUGGAGUCCAUUACAUUUUCAGGGAUUGCUCAGUCAAAUGGGAUUACUGUUUACUAUCAUACCUGGGAGAAGGUUUCUGCUCAGUUGUACUGACGGGAACUGUCAUUAUUCCUAAAAGACUGUGAAAGACUGUGCUUCUAUGGUUAUCUAUUUUAUUUGGUAAACAAUGAAACAUGUUUCAAUUAGAGUAUAUCAAAAUCAACUUGUGCCAAGAACUGAGUAGAGGAAUUAAUCAAUCGUGAUGCUGUAAUCUAGCAGAUGCAUUGUUUGCUGUGACGUUCCUUAUCGUGUAUGCUGACCCGUCGCUGGCCCACGGAACAGUUUUACUUCGUACGAUAAUGUUAAGUCGGAAGUGUCAGGCUUCGGUGUGUCUCGACAGUUGACUGACAUUGUGUGUAUAGAUCUGAACGUGUAGACAGUGCGCCAAUCAACACUGGGAAGCAACAUGUGUUGUCUCCGGGACAUCUAAUGGGAACGCAUAAUAAUGUUAUACUUUGUUGUGCAUUAUAAAAUCCCAAAACAGAAAUUAUUCUUUUAGCAUAAUCUUGUUUGUAAAUGCAGUUGAAGAAAGGCUUUUAAAACAUAUUAUUCUUUUCCAUAUCGAGAUGUGAAUGGAACUUACACAAUAACUCCAGUUGGCGGCAAAGCUGUGUCUUCUUUUACUCACUGUGAUUAUAAAAGUGUUUCAAUAUGUCAAUAGACUUCUGCUUUUCGAUCAAAAGGAAUGGUACUAUAAUGGAUGACCCAGUGAUAUAGUAAUAUGUGACGAGCUAAGCAUUCACAGAAGCUACGAUAUCAUUGCUGCAUCAGCGUCAACCGGCAGAAGUAUUCCUGAGAUGAAUUUCUGUGAGCCAGGUAUCCAGUUGUUCCUGUAAAAAUCACAAUGGCUCCACGCGGUACACAAGCUGUAUUUCUGAGAAUCUUCUCCAUGCUUCUAGUUGCUGUGUCUGCCAGCGCCACAGAGAAAAACGAAGCUUCGGGCAUGACUGAGCAUCAGCUGCAACAGAGAUUCAAACUUUUCAAGGCAUGGCAGAGGUGCAACGCCAGCAUCACAAACGCUACAAAACCAGCGGAAGGGUCAGGACUCUAUUGCAAACCGGUCUGGGACAAUGUGAUGUGUUGGCCCGAGUACGUCCCUGCAGGACAGAUGAAGUCACAGCCUUGCGCCGACUACAUAGAGGGUUUCAAUCCCUUUGCCAAAGCUAAACGAAUGUGCACAGAGAGUGGCGACUGGGACAUGCACCCUGAUGACGAUAUCAAUUCAACGUGGACAGAUUUCUCCGAAUGUACGCGGAAAGUCACUUUGGUAGCGCCCAUCAUAGAGGAGCACAUGCCUAUUAUCUCCAAAAUCUCAACAGUGGGCUAUUCCAUUUCCUUCGCCUCACUGACAGUUGCCACUUUCAUCAUGGUCUAUUUUAGAAAGCUUCACUGCCAGAGGAACACCAUCCACAUCAACCUGUUCAUCUCGUUCAUCCUCCGCUCUGUCAUCUCUCUGCUGAGGAACUCGCUGCUCGUCAAAGGCUUCGCCCUCCCCACAGACAUCAGGCACGCGGACGACGGUUCCAUCAUCUUCAUCCAGGAGAGCACACAUUGGGAGUGUAAACUUCUGAACACUCUGUGGCAGUAUGCACUAGGGGCAAAUUACAUGUGGAUCUUCGUGGAAGGGUUGUACCUCCACACUCUAAUCUUCUUCGCCGUGUUCUCUCAGUCCAUGCGUUUCUUUAGUCUCUACAUCAUUAUCGGAUGGGUGUUCCCGCUCAUCUUUGUGAUCAUCUGGAUGAUGUUGAGAAUAUUCGAGAAUAACGUGCUAUGCUGGAAUACCCAUGAGAUGAACUUCUACUGGGUGCUGAAUGCUCCCAUUGUUGCGUCCAUAUCGAUAAAUUUGUUCUUCUUCCUUAACAUCAUCCGAGUAUUAUUCACCAAAAUUCGAGACUGCAACACGCGAGACCCCCGUCGAUAUAGGAAACUUGCCAAGUCGACGCUGGUACUCAUCCCGCUGUUCGGAGUCUAUUACAUAUUCUUCAUUGUCCUGUCAAACCUCAGGGAGCCUAAAGUGGCGGUUGUCACUCUAUACCUGGAGAUGACAGUUAACUCAUUUCAGGGCACGGUGGUGGCUUUCCUCUUCUGCUUCCUCAACGGAGAGGUGCGGACAGAGAUCAUGAAGAAAUGGCACCGCCACUGGCUCAGGCGUCAGAGUGUCGUUUCUGGUCGCUCCUCGCGUGCCUGCUCCACUACAUCGUAUUUCUUACGCGACCGGCCCAGCAUGAGCCACGGCAUCCCGCUCACCGAAGGCCACUCACCACCUCGUUCCCCCAACAACGCCACAGCUGUGGCCUCCACAUCCGUCCACGACCUGGGAACUGCUAACAGCCUCAACACCUGUGGCGCCAGCAGUACUCAGGGCUUCCACAAAGUCGCCAGCAUGCCCAAAAUGGCGGCCAACUCCAAUUCCCCUAAGGUGAAGGCCAUACCUCGAGUUUCGAGUUCUCCAAAAGUCACGUUCAACUGUUCUGAUAACUUAGCGGACUCUGCUGUGAGCCCUCCGUUGUCUUCAUCUCCUGGCAGUGCCUUGUCCUUCAAAGCAAGACCGUUGUCUGCCAGUAAUAACAACAAUGAAGCCGGUGCUACCAAGGAAGAGAUGGCACUGCUGUUGAAAGAAGGCGACAACCAUAACUUUUCAAAUCAGAAUCCUGAAAUAAAGGACUCAAAUGGUACUGACCAGUACUCAAUCAAAACGAUGCCAACAGCUGCUCCCCAGAAAGGUCUGUCUCUCGCAAAAGACAGCCGAGUGUUGAAGCCAAGGAACGGGGCCGAGGAGGGGAGGUCAACGCUGAAGCAUGUGUCAAGUAAGAAUGGAUUGCCACCUCUUACAGAUGUCAAGGAAGACGUCUCAGAAACGUCUCCGAUGGUCAACUAACUGACUUAUGUUUCUUUCACUAGCAAGUGUUAUCCCUCGAGUGGAACUUUAAAGAAUAGCAACUUAAACAUAAUAUUAUGACAGAUGAACACACAACACAUCGUUAUGAAGUUUGGUCUCUCACUCGGUACAGUGACGGGAUCCUAAGGAGUUAAUGCUUAACAUGUGUGGAGUGUGGAUAGUUCCCGGUAAGAAAUACACCAUUGACAAUGAUUGCGCAGCUCAUGCUAUAACCAUUUUUGUAAAUGUAUAUACCCGUUCCCUACUUCUCCUGUGCAGAGAAGAUUCUUGUACAGUUCAAUGCGUAGACGUAUUUUCUUUGUACAUUCUAUUUUUGUUUUUGUCUUUGCUUUCUUCCUCUCCACAGACCUGUACAUGCAGUGGUCAAAGAAUGGUCAAGGUUUGGAAUUAAAAACUAAAUAAAACGGAACCUCUUAAGUAUGCAGGCGUACACAUAGACACAAUUAAAUGACCUCAACGCACUCGUUAGAAAUGGUGUGUUGUAUUAUGCUGCGCAGUCAUUCAUUUUGAAAAAAAUAA
This is a messenger RNA of Aplysia californica (California sea hare), 3931 nucleotides long. Its product is annotated as secretin receptor. Gene Ontology annotation, cellular component: plasma membrane. NCBI's taxonomy places the organism in Eukaryota, Metazoa, Mollusca, Gastropoda, Aplysiida, Aplysiidae. Bases 1358 to 3391 code for a protein of 677 amino acids. The record is from RefSeq and is a predicted model, not a curated record. Gene Ontology annotation, biological process: adenylate cyclase-modulating G protein-coupled receptor signaling pathway; cell surface receptor signaling pathway. The transcript has 14 exons. Gene Ontology annotation, molecular function: G protein-coupled peptide receptor activity; peptide hormone binding.